GGAGUGUCUGUAAGAACACUAGGAUCUCAGUUCUCAGUUGACUAACUAUUGUUGCACCCAUAAAAAUCUGUCAAUUUAAGCUAGAGAUAUCUGUUUUGUUGCAUGGGCUGCGUCUCAAUCCACUUAAUCAGCCUAUGUCGGCUUUCCACAUAUGUGGUGGACGUUUUGGCCUACUAACUAAUAUGACCCCUCUAUGGAAAGAUGAGACUCUCACAAAGCCCAGUAGGACUGGUAUGAAGCUUAGUAGAACCCAUAAAGAUGGAUGGAUGAUUUUUAAGCAACAAUGCAUCCAGGUGAAACAGAGGAUGAACUUCAGAAGCUCGUCGUAUGACGUGAAGUCGGGGCUGAAGAUAGCGGUGAAGAAGCUGUCGAGGCCGUUCCAGUCCGUCAUCCACGCUAAGAGGACCUACAGAGAACUACGACUCCUCAAACACAUGAAACACGAGAACGUGAUCGGCCUGUUGGAUGUGUUUACGCCCGCUACCAGCCUAGAGGAGUUCAACGAUGUGUACCUGGUGACCCACCUGAUGGGGGCGGACCUCAACAAUAUCGUCAAGUGUCAGAAACUGACGGACGACCACGUUCAGUUCCUCAUAUACCAGAUCCUCCGGGGUCUCAAGUAUAUCCAUUCAGCAGACAUCAUCCACAGAGAUCUGAAGCCCAGUAACUUGGCAGUGAAUGAGGACUGUGAGCUAAAGAUCCUGGACUUUGGUUUGGCGAGACACACUGAUGAUGAGAUGACGGGUUACGUAGCAACCAGGUGGUACCGCGCCCCAGAGAUCAUGCUUAACUGGAUGCACUACAACAUGACAGUUGACAUCUGGUCGGUGGGCUGCAUAAUGGCGGAGCUGCUAACCGGAAGGACGUUAUUCCCCGGCACCGACCAUAUUAACCAGCUGCAGCAGAUCAUGAGGCUGACAGGUACACCCCCGGCCUCUGUCAUUAGCCGGAUGCCCAGCCACGAGGCCAGAAACUACAUUAACUCCCUUCCCCAGAUGCCCAAGAGGAACUUUGCUGAUGUGUUCAUUGGCGCUAACCCACUAGCGGUGGAUCUGUUAGAGAAGAUGUUGGUUCUGGACACUGAUCAGCGGAUCACAGCGUCAGAGGCCCUGGCCCACCCCUACUUCUCCCAGUACCACGACCCAGACGAUGAACCAGAGUCUGAGCCAUACGACCAGAGCUUUGAGAGCCGAGAGCUGGAGAUAGAGGAGUGGAAAAGGUUGACCUAUGAGGAGGUUUGCAGCUUCGAGCCCCUGCCAUUCGACGGAGACGAGAUGGAGUCCUGAGGGAACUAGGGUGAUGUCAUUGAUAAUCUUGCUGCCUUCUCCUUCUCUUAUGGAAUUGUGUUGAGGAGGAAGUGGCAUGUAGACAUUGAACUCUGACCAGUUAUGCGUUUCCUCCCCUAAUGGUUUAGGUUAGGAUCUGGGAGUAGGUUGAGCUUAUCUUAGAUCAGAAUUUAGAGGCAACUUCCUCCCAGAGUACACAACCUUGUGUGAGGACUAUCAACUCUCCGGACUAUUUAACAAACAAACAAAUGGGAAACCACGACACUUGUCGUUCAUUUCUGGGGUCAUUCUCGGGUUAGAGAUCAAGGGUUAAAGGUGAGCGACCCCACCCUCCCGCUUGCUGUAUUAUAUUAUAUUGUCUAUGUUUUGGUCUCUGGGCCGAACUGGGGAAAUUACUUUGUAAUAUUGUAUCUACUGUUUGUGUGUUUAGAAUAUCUGUUAAGUUAGCUUCAGAUUUUCACAUGAUUUGCUAAAAAGUAUAUUUUUUAAUAAAUUCCUGGAAAUGGUGCUCAGUUCAAUAUGGCAAAAACAAUCAACCACAUUAUUUAAUUUAACAAACCACUGGUACCUUCAAACAUUUAUUUAUGAUUUUAGGUUGGUAGUGUACAGCCAGAUGUUAUUUUACCUCCUUUUGGAUCGAAUUCAGUAGGAAACCCAACAGUGUAAAUCGCCUCUGCCCUUCUCUGACAAAAGUUCUGUCUCCACAGUCAAACUGUACUCUGUUGUUAUGCCUGCCAGUGUUUUACAUAUGUAAAUAAGGCUGCACUCUUGUAAAUAAAUGGUACUAUGCACACAGUAAUACUGCCGAGAAGUCUCUAUUAUAAUCGAGCACAUAGCCCCACCCACCCUUCUCUCACUGAUUAGAACACUGACCCUAGUGACAGGAACCGUUUAGGAAUGACUGGCAGGUUCCAUGCCCAAUCAGGUGGAUUUUUCUUAGAAUGGUGUGUCCCUUAUGAGAAUGACGAUACAACCUUUUGAUGUCCAUCUUUUCUCUCUAAUUCAAUCACGCAGAAAGAGAAAGGGGGUAGAGGGCUGGGGAGUUUUGUAUUAGCUUAUCCUGCCCCUUUUAACUUAUUUCAUCUCUUUUUUUUCUACCCAUCUCUGUUUCUUUUUCACUCCGUCUUUGUAUCAUUGCCUCCUCGAACGCUUGUUACGCUGUCCUGUCCUCUGUUCUGUGUGUAGUCUAUUAGAAGCGAGGGGAGGGAUAUUAUGUCACUGUCACAAAAGGAUAUUUGUUAAAUCAAAUCCAAUUUUAUUUGUCACAUACACAUGGUUAGCAGAUGUUAAUGCGAGUGUAGCGAAAUGCUUGUGCUUCUAGUUCCGACAAUGCAGUAAUAACCAACGAGUAAUCUAACCUAACAAUUCCACAACUACUACCUUAUACACACAAGUGUAAGGGGAUAAAGAAUAUGUACAUAAAGAUGUAUGAAUGAGUGAUGGUACAGAACGGCAUAGGCAAGAUGCAGUGGAUGGUAUCGAGUACAGUAUAUACAUAUGAGAUGAGUAAUAUAGGGUAUGUAAACAUAUUAUAUUAAGUGGCAUUGUUUAAAGUGCUAGUGUUACAUUUUUACAGUAAUUUCCAUCCAUUUCUAUUAUUAAAGUGGCUGGAGUUGAGUCAGUAUGUUCGCAGCAGCCACUCAAUGUUAGUGGUGGCUGUUUAACAGUCUGAUGGCCUUGAGAUAGAAGCUGUUUUUCAGUCUCGGUCCCUGCUUUGAUGCACUUGUACUGACCUCGCCUUCUGGAUGGUAGCGGGGUGAACAGGCAGUGGCUCGGGUGGUUGUUGUCCUUCAUGAUCUUUUGGCCUUCCUGUGACAUCGGGUGAUGUAGGUGUCCUGGAGGACCGGCAGUUUGCCCCCAGUGUUGCGUUGUGCAGACCUCACUACCCUCUGGAGAGCCCUGCAGUUGUGGGCAGUGCCGUAACGGUACCAGGCAGUGAUACAGCCGGAAAGGAUGCUCUCAAUUGUGCAUCUGUAAAAGUAUGUGAGGGUUUUAGGUGACAAGCCUAAUGUCCUUGCAGACCCAUAACUCCAUCCUGUACAUUCAAUAUGGACUGAAGCUGUCUCGUGAGGCUUGCUAUGAGCACCAGCUGCCUGAUAAUGUUUUGCAGCUUUUUGGCACAUCAGCUGCUUACUCAUUUAAGUCAGCUCCCUCAGUUGCUGAACCUGCUCUAGAGAGCCUUGACCAAAAUGACAAUGACCCACUCUUUCUGUGAGCCAGCACAGCCUGUGUGUGUGUGUGGAGGGCGGUCUGGGAAAUGAACCUGAACAUUCUGUAAUGUUCACAACCACAUAUACUUUGAACUCGCCAGAAGUGGGAGAUGCGGUGAAGAAACACUGGCAUAUUUUAUCAUCGGACCCAGCUUUGCCGGCUGAAUUUAAAAAUCGACCCCUUAUUUGUGUAUAGGAGAGGUCGAAAUGUACGCGAUAAAUUGGUUCAUGCCAACUGCCAGUCACAAAAGAAAAUCAGCCAGGCUCUUUUACACCAUCUUCCAAAUGGGAGCUAUGCGCACAGUGUAACAAUAUGAUGAAGUGUGAAUAUUUCUGACACCCACAUACUUGAAAAUGGUUCCAAAUAAAUUACAUUAUUAUGGGUUCCACCACCCAUGUUAUUUACAUUAUUAAAUGUCCAUGUGGGCUGUGCUAUGUCGGUAAAACCUCUCGUUCAAUCAAACAGAGAAUCAGUGAACAUAAAAGUUCAAUCAGGAGAAACGACAGGGAUUAUCCAGUCGCAGUACAUUUUAAUGACCUAAAGCAUGACAUUUCUACUUUUUUAGAUUUUGUGGCAUAGAGAAAGUUAAGAUAUCAGACAGGGGAGGUGACUUUAAUAAUACUCUGGGUAAAAGAGAAUGUUUUGGGAUUUUCACCCUCCAGACAUUAUUUCCUCAAGGUCUUAAUGAUGAAAUGCCUAUGUAUGUUAUGUUGUGAAUUUGAACAUGAAUUAUGCCCCUAUUUAAGAUUACUUUGAUGUUUUUCGUACGAUGUACCCAAUGAUUUUUUAAAGACAUGCUCGGUAGGUCUAUGUCCUCAUUGUGGUUUUACAGAUGUGUUUAAAACGUCUUAUUUACACACUUUAUUUUAAUAUUUAUGAAAUGCAUAUUGUUAUAUUUGGUAGCACUUAUUUUUCCUUUGCCUCCAACCCCCUUCGAUGCGUGGAACGGAUGUGGGUGGGGCUAGGUAUACAUAAAGGUGUUAAUUUGAAAAAAACUCACAAAAGCUCUGACGAAGGCCGUGAGGCUGAAACGUAAGCUUAUUAAAGAUCAGUGAUACUAUCAAGAGCAGUGUGUGGUUUCCUUGUUCCUUCAUCUUGUGUCAGUAAUUGGACAUUGUUUUUAGGGGGGGGGGGGGGGUUAGUUACCCCACGUUACCCUGCUUGUUGCAUUUACUUAUCCUAUCAUGAACGAUCAUGAACUGAUUUCAACCAGUGUAUGGCUGUGGAUUGACUGCAUUGUUUGAAUGGUAUGUUGAUGUAUUGGCAGUUAAUAAAAAAAAUAUAUGGAA
Oncorhynchus kisutch (coho salmon) is the source of this 4786-nucleotide messenger RNA. RefSeq names its product mitogen-activated protein kinase 14A-like. NCBI's taxonomy places the organism in Eukaryota, Metazoa, Chordata, Actinopteri, Salmoniformes, Salmonidae. The record is from RefSeq and is a predicted model, not a curated record. Bases 135 to 1286 code for a protein of 383 amino acids. Gene Ontology annotation, molecular function: ATP binding; MAP kinase activity. The transcript has 13 exons. Gene Ontology annotation, biological process: protein phosphorylation.